AUGACUGCAAUCGCGAACCCCGUGAAUCACGAAAUCAUCUGCCAGAGAUACGUGCUCGAUGACCUUCGUAAGUCUGAUUCCGUCUUUGCCAUAAAUCUAAAGUUUUGCCAUUUUCCUGAAUACCUCUGUUACCAUCACUAAUCUAAAAAUAGUCGAGUCCAAGAAUCAAAUGCUUCCCUUCGCUCUUUUAGUAUAUAUUUUUUGUAUAGUGCUCUAUCGUAGUGCUAGACGAACAUCUAAAAUAAACAAAAUUUGCUGAUCCCCGGGCACAUGUGCUUUUAAUAACGUGACGAGUCCCGAGGAACAUGAGGAAGUCAUAAAUCGGUCACAGUGUCAAGUUUCACUCGAAACUUUUUUUUCGCGGUUUCUUUGACCCGUUUCGCUUUAUCUUUCUUCAGCAAAAAGAAGGGUGCAAAUGCGUUGCCAAUCAUCGCAUUCUCGGCGUCAGACUUGGCACUUCUAAAUUGGGAAACUCUGCGGCUGUUGUGCUGUGAAUGGGUGUGCAACACACAAAAUUGCAGUAAUUUGUCCUUGUGAGUAGCCGAAAAGAGUGCAUACUUUGCGGGGGCGAAGUAAUGCCAUAAAUCAGAGAGUGGGCGAUCAGGAUUCAUGAACUCCAUUCACGGCGUUCUGUGAUGUGACGUGAAGUGAUUUCCUUCCGGAAAACCGAGGACUAAAACACGCGUUUGAUCUCUUCGGAGCAACUUGGCACUUGACAAAGUUAAUCGAAUUCUUCUCGAGAAGCGACGACCAAUCUCCUUUGCGGAAAGUACCUCUUUCGGACUUUGGUCGCUUGUUUAAUUACGCCCUACUGUUUCUGUUUCAAGCAAAAUGGGAAAAGGAGGCGUAGUGCAGCCAAUUCCACUGGGGCACAUUCUUCAGAGCGCCAGUGCUGUGCCAUACAAUAGGUGAAACGGAGGGAGAAACACAGAGGUUCUCUGGUGAGACCGAAAGGCCAUCCUUUUGUUUUAUGGGAGCCCUGCAAAAAAGAAUAGGAGGAAUAGGGUCCGGAAAUGAAAAUCUGGUGCAAGAUUUGCCCGUAUCCUAUUUUUCAUUUCUCGUUUAAUCGUUGAUGCUGUCAAACAGACCGGCCAUAUAUUCUUCGCGUGCUUCCCUUAAAGCGUUUAAUUGGAUUGGCUUCCGUGUCCCCGGAAAGGUCUCGAAUCGACCUCUUUAAUCGAAUUCUGUGCCCGAGUGACGCAUCAGUCGGCUUGCAAAAGGCGGAAUAAUGUUGUCCGUGUCCCUUCCACCAGAUGAUAUGAUUCCACAUCUCUUCCCGGAAGAUGAACGGACAACGCUUGUCUUCUUUUUUUAGCAGAAAAGCAAAAAGAGAUGAAUUUAUUCAUGCAUGUAUGUCCGCGCUCUGCUCUUAGGGCAAAGAAUAACUGAGGGGACCAACUGAGGAUAAUGGAAAACAAAACAGAUGGAAAACAUUGUGCAUGUUGAAUGCUUUUGUUUCAGAACUCUCCGAGACAUUCGACCUUCUCGACGUGGACAAAGAUGGCCGUCUCUCACGCAACGAGAUCGCUGCUCUUCUCAGAACAAUCAACGUUGAGCCGACUCGUGUCGAAUUGGACUUCAUCUUCGGAGAAAUGGACACUGACAGUGAGUUCCCCAACACAACACACGUGCAACCCGCGAAGGUCGCCCUCCUCUCCCUCUUUCCCUUUCCCCCUGUCGACAGCGGGAGGGUGUACACAAACCGACAUUGGAUGCGUAUGGGCCUCCUUAGCUCAGUUGGUAGAGCGUGAGACUUUUAAUCUUAAGGUCAGGGGUUCGAGUCCCCUAGGUGGCUUGACUUUUUUGCGUUUUUUUCUUGUUGAGUCACUUCAUCAUUGGUCCUUCAGCUGUGAACCGCGAGUAAAUGGGGCGUACGUAUGGGACCAAACACUCAUUUUCCUUUGAUUUUUGUCGUCAUAGGUCAUAAGAUGAAAAAUCAUAAACGGGUGCACCGAUUGAAUUUCCAUCGGAAAUGUGUGGGAUGAACAAAGAACGCAAGUGUAUCGUUUUUCGUUUUUCAGAGACCGGAAAAAUAAGCAAGGAGGAGUUUGUGAACUACAUGAAGUCGCCACCGAUUCAUAGAACCACUCUUCGCGAGCUCGAGGUCCAGUUCCGCAAGUUCGAUUCGGACGGCGACGGAGCUAUCACUGAAGGUUUGUUAGCGGGGGCAGCUAGUUGGUCUCCCCCGAGAGGACGCGCGCAAUCAUUUCUCGAAACUUUUUUGACGACUCGCCAAGCCAUUUCGCAAAGUUUGUGGUCCGUCCGUCUCCCAAAGUUCAUCUCAUUUGAGAGGCUGAGAAAUGGAGGGGACCACAAUCUAUUUUGUUCCACCUAUAAAAAACAGAAUUCCACCUUCCUGAAAAUCAUUUUUUGCAGAAGAGAUGGCGGAAAUCUUGAGACAAACUGCCGACUUGGAAGAUCGUGCCGCGAUCAGCGACAUGUUCAAGGCGACCGAUCUGAACGGCGACGGAAAGAUCACGUUCUUCGAGUUUGUCAAGAUGAUGCAAGAGUAAACUGGCCAGAGAUCAUGGAAACUUCUGGAGUUAAAUUUUUAAGAACUAUUUUCAAUAUUCGCCACUUCUAAUGCUAACUGUCUGUUUCUGUCGUGUUUAGCUCAUUUUUCCGUGUUGUUUCUUCAUUCCUGUCUUUACUCUUUUUUGUUUCCUCUCCGCUGAAUAAAGUAGUAGUAGUACUUUCAAAGUUGCGCAACAAAAUAUCCAAAGCACCAGCUGGCGAGCACGUUUUCACUCAAAACACUCUAUUUUGUGCGAAUCUCCCAAAACGAAAGGCAAAAUAGCUCGGAAAGUUUCAAACACCAUCUAGAUAUUAUUCAUGAAGUUCUUGGCGGCAGAUACGGUGCCAUGGCGUGGCUCUUGCUGCAAAGAGUACAAUUCCCCAGAGUCUAGUUGGUCAAAAUCUGAGAGGUGAUAUUCAGAAAAAAGAAGAAUGAUCUUUUGGGAAUAUGCAUACAUUUCAAGGUGUGCUCAUGUGUCAUACUACUGUUGCAGCAAUCAAACUUUCGAAAAAAGCGAUCCUUUGGGAUUUGAACACGUUCUGGUUGGAUUUAGGCUUCCAUGUGGUGGCAAGUACAAGACGGAAGUACGACGACGGAAGACUGAAAUGCAUGUUUGUGGAUGUAAACAGAAUCAGCAGUUAGCCGAAAAAAAACAUGUGUAUCAAAGGGGUUUUCUUUUGUGGUAAAAUGCACUUUCGGGAAUCAAACUUCUCACAUAUUUACUUUUGACUUAUCAUUUAUAGUUUUCCGAUUAGUGGCUUUGGAGUCUGUAUUCGCAAAAUGAGGCGUGUUCUCGCGGGGAGUUUCGUUGAAAACCGUCUCGAAAGAGCACGCUCAGCACUAUUUAGCGAGGGUGCAAAAUAUAAAAAGCUACUGAUAACGCAUCGGUCAGAUAGUUAUUUCGAGUUCUCGUACGAAGGACGAACUUUCACUACUCCGAAUUUCGACGCCAAUCUGCCUAUCGGUGAGUUUCCAGAAGUUAAUGGAUUACGUCAACUGAUUCCGAAACGCGCUGUGAUCGGCAACAAACAGUUUUUUGUCACGGGGCGGUGGGAAAGUGCAUGACCGGAGUGUUUCGUGAUAUCGCCAGUGCCAACUCUUCUCAUUCCAGACAAACAAUGUCCAUCCAUGAAAUGCCAUCUGAGAUGCUCCGCUCCGUGUUUCAAAGUGUGGACUCCCAAGACAUUCCCAAACUGAGAACUGUGUGUAGUACGGUAGGCCUUACAGCAAAUGUGACUGUCCAAAACGUUCCGUUUCCAGUUCAACACGGUCAUAAAGCGAAAUUAUUGUUUUCUUCCACGAGUUGCAUACCUUGUUAAAGUUUACGUUGCAAAUGGAGAAAUUAUGAUCGCCAACAUGAAAUCCGGCGAUGUCAACGAAUGCACACAGGUGCGCACUUUCAAGCAAGCCUAUGUCAGUUCCCACAUCAUUCGAAACUCUCACAUCCAGUACUGUUUUUGCAAAAAUUGCGUAAAAUUCGAAUGUUAUCAGCGAAUCAGCGUCUUAUCGUUUCUCCCACUCAAUUCGCUUUCAUCCGAGGGAAAGCGCUUCGAAGUUUUUGGUCGACAACAAAAUGUUAUCUUGCAAGAAAUUAAUCAGAGAGUUGCCCCGAUUAUCACUCUCACUUUUUGUCAACGAAACAUGCAAACUGACCAUUCUCUGUCGCCAACUCUCUCAUUUUUGUGCGCUCUGUGGGGGAAAUGAGCUCGCACGUGCCUUUCACAUAGUAGCACGAAGCCAUUUGGCGGCAGGCUGAAAGUGAAAGUACAAGUGUGAACCUGAUUAGACAAUCGAAAGUUUUCUUCCGAAACGAAGGGGAAACGUGUGUGACGAUUUUUAUGAAGACAGGCGGGGGAUCAUUGUUGAAAGCAAAAAUGCUGAGAGCAGCACAACGUGCGACACGCGUGGAAAACCAAAUUUUACGCUGCGACACCGAACACGAUAACAGAAUUCAACGAUUUCAGAAUGUGUUUGAGUUUGAUUUUGAGCACUGGAGGGAGAUCGGCAUCGUCGAGAUGGAAUUCGCAAACUUUCGAGAUUGCGACUCUGGAAAAGUGGUCAACGCACUCAAUAUGCUUUUGAAACAGUUCAUCACGACCAGACAGUCUCAACUUAGGUACCAUAGCAAUAUAGAGAUAGUUCGAAAACCAUUCUUCAGAAAAAUAGUGUUCAACAAUGUGAAACUUGAUAACAAUUGCGCAGAUCCACUGGAUACACUUUUCGAAAUUGCAAUGAAGCAUUGCGAGGUACUGAAUGCUCCCGCUCGAAUUCAAUCAAAGAUAGUUUUCAGAAUAUCACCGUGGAAAACUGUGUACUCCCAAUCUCACUGAACCUCGGACAACUGGAUUCCUCUAGCUUCGACCAUUUCCGUUGGAUCUCAUCCUCUGGGACCUCAUCCAUCCCAACUGAUUUCAUUCUCCGUAAAUUCCAAAACGACAUGAAGACUGCCGUAAACAAACGAACGUUCCUGGCUGAAAUGGAUUCCGUCGGAGUCGAAUCUGCGUGCGAUUUCAUUGAGGUAAGUGGCCUUGUCACUUGACGUGUCUCUCAUUUCUGAUGCCUUCUUCACAUUUUGGCAACUUUCACUUACAAGGCAACAUGUUAUUUAUUUGCUGAUAGGUGAUUAAGGACGAAAGCGAAAGUGGGCAGUUUUUCGCCGAUAAGAAGCGAUCAAACAGGCAAACUUUCAGGAAUGGCUCCGAUUGCCGAUCGCAUCAUUUUUCAAUCUCUCGUUCCACAACUGCGAUGAUACGUGGAAAACGCGCUUUCUGGCCGAGUGCACACGUCGUCAUCUGACACAUAAUUACAUGGAGUUUCAGUCGAGAACACACGCGAACGCGCACGUCAAAGUCAGCUUUUCACAGGUUCACAAAUUGGACUCGAAUGAAUGUCAACUAUGUUCUAAGUUUUCAGGAUGCUCGCACUUGCUGCAUCUGGCCAGUACUCGAUGUUCCAGCGCGCACCACCGGACAGUCUGUUUGUUACGCUCGUUACUUCCGCGACUUCUAG
Messenger RNA from Caenorhabditis sp. 36 PRJEB53466, 5524 nucleotides. The record is from the annotation of a GenBank genome assembly. Lineage: Eukaryota; Metazoa; Nematoda; Chromadorea; Rhabditida; Rhabditidae.